UAAUAUUAAUAUAUAAAGUAAUAAUAUGUAACAAUAAUAAUAUAUGUUCGUGAAUUUAGGGGCACUUGUCUUAGUAUUACUUGUUCCAAUUUAUUUCAACAAACUUUCUCCUAUUUUCAAUUCCAAGAUUAAUAAUAAUAAAUAAAAUUAAAGAAAUAUUAUUGUGUAUCAGAUAAAAUAAUAAUUUGUUUCGGCGUAUUAUUCUUUUCUCUUUCUCUCUCUAGGCAGGAAGGCUGCUGAGAAAGGAGUUUUAGAAAUCUCGGCAUUUGUUUUAUUUAUUUAUUUAUUAAUAAAUGAAUAAAUAAAAUUGGGGCAAGCAGUACAGAGGCAGAAGGAGGUGGUUUCUUGUGGAGGGCGGGGGAAUAGAGAAGCAUCGUCAUGCCAUCUGAAGAAGUCAUUGGGGACUCCCAUCCGUCUUCCGACCAACUUCAACUUCCUCCUAACGAGAGACAAGUUGGGUUUUGGAAGACAGAUGGUCUGCCUAUCAAUCAUGGUUUAAAUGACAGCAAUGCAUACACAGUUGGUGACUCAUCGUUCCCCCGAAUCGAUAAACACAUGUCACCUGAUACUCGUAUGUUGAACCACUUUGGCGUCCCUGCUAUUCGUAACCACAACCAUGACCGUAUAUUUCAUCAUAUCAGCUUAGACAAUAACGCUGCAGCACCCGGGGCAACAACACUUGCCCAUUCUCUGCGCAGACCUCUCGAUAAUAAUAAUAACAAUAAUAUUAUUAAUAAUAAGGGAAAUAGACCAAAUUUGGAUGUCAAUAAACUUAAUGUCAUGGGUCGUCACUAUGAAAAUGGCCUUUUUUCGAGCUCAUUAUCGGACCUUUUCACUAGAAAAUUGAGAUUAUCAUCAAAUAACAAUAUGUACGGUCAUUCUGUUGGUGAUGCUGCUGCCUCCCACUAUGAAGAAGAGGAGCCAUUUGUAUCCCUUGAAGAGAUUGAGGCCCAAACUAUCGGGAAUCUCCUUCCAGAUGAUGAUGAUUUGCUGUCUGGCAUGACCGAUGGGAUUGACUAUAAGGUAAAACCAGGUAGUGGAGAUGAUGCUGAAGAAUUGGACUUUUUUAGCAGUGUUGGAGGGAUGGAGUUGGGAGAAGACAGUGGACAAACUCAGCCGGGUGGGGAACACCCCCACCCGUCAAGAACCCUUUUUGUGAGAAAUAUUAAUAGCAACGUUGAAGAUUCCGAGUUACGAAUCUUGUUCGAGCAAUAUGGAGAUAUUCGUACUCUCUACACAGCCUGCAAACAUCGUGGCUUUGUGAUGAUAUCAUACUAUGAUAUAAGAGCAGCCCGACGUGCCAUGCAAGCACUCCAGAACAAACCACUAAGGCAUCGAAAGCUUGACAUACAUUACUCGAUUCCCAAGGAUAAUUCUUCAGACAAAGAUGUUAAUCAAGGCACUGUUGUAAUAUAUAACCUUGAUCGUAAUGUAACUAACGAUGAACUGCGUCAUAUUUUUGGUGUCUAUGGCGAGGUCAAGGAGAUCCAUGAAGCUUCACAAGGAAGUCGGCACAAGUCUGUAGAGUUUUAUGAUAUAAGAGCUGCAGAAGCUGCUUUGCGUGAAUUAAAUAAGAGUGACAUGGGAAAUGAACAGACGAAGCUUGAACCGAGUCAUCGUUCUAAACGCAUUAACAGUGUUUUUCCAGAGCUGGAUGUAGAUGAAACUAGUGCUCUGCUGCAAAUGUGUAGUCCUCCUACGGAUUUCACUAGAGACAUUUCUGGACCAGUCUCAAAUGUUCGGGUUACACCUGGUACCAUAGAUCACAGAACUCUCGUGGGUGCGACCAUAUCCCCUGCCACUCAACUAUUAGACGUGGAACUCCACCGUGGCAUCCCAGCUAGCGUAUCCAACAGUUUUUCGUCUAUCAUUGGAUUGGAAUCAGGUGGCAUGCCAUCUGGUCAACAGAGCCAACUGAAAUAUGAUUACAGGAACACACCAAAUUAUCACCCUCAUUCACUUCCGGAGUAUCAAGAUGGCUUAACCAACAGUAUUUUAGGUAAUUCUCCUAGCACCAUGACUGCAAGUUUAAAUGGCAGGAUGCCUGAAAGGGUGGGAACUAGGCAGUUCGACAGAAUCAGUGGCUCAAUUGGACGCUCACUUGAACUUAAUGACAAUGUGUUUGGCUCCUCCGGAAAUGCAAGUGGCUCCCCUGCCUCUCAUCAUUACAUGUGGAAUCCUUCUCAUCAGCCGCAACAUCAUAACAUGAUGUGGCCCAAUUCACCAUCGUUGAUGAAUGGAGUUGGCAAUGCUCAUAGUCUUCCUAGAGCGCCGUCUCAUAUGGCGAACAAUUUUCUGCACAUCAACAACCAUCAUGUGGGGUCAGCACCGUCUGUCAAUCAUUCUGUCUGGGAUAGACGACACUCUUAUGCUGGGGAAUCCCCGGACACGUCUGUUUUUCAUCCUGGUUCUCUUGGGAAUAUGAGGGUUCCGAGUAACUCACCACAUCCACUAGACUUUGUUUCUCAUAAUAUCUUUCCGCGUAUGGGUGGAAACUCUAUGGACCUGCCAAUUCCAUCUAAAAAUAUUGGAUUAGCUUCCCAUCAUCAAAAUAAUGUAAUGUUUCCUAGUAGGGGACAACUGCUUCCUAUGAUGUCAUCAUUUGAUUCUCCUGGUGAUCGUGCUAGAAGUCGUAGAAAUGAAGGGACCUCCAAUCAAUCUGACAACAAGAAACAGUUUGAACUCGAUCUGGACCGUAUAAUGCGUGGGGAAGACAGAAGAACCACUCUAAUGAUCAAGAAUAUUCCUAACAAGUACACUUCUAAGAUGCUUUUGGCUGCAAUUGAUGAACGCCAUCGUGGAACUUAUGAUUUUAUCUACUUACCUAUCGAUUUCAAGAACAAAUGCAACGUGGGUUAUGCAUUCAUCAAUAUGACUGAGCCUUCCCUUAUUGUUCCAUUUUAUCAGGCAUUUAAUGGGAAGAAGUGGGAGAAGUUCAAUAGUGAAAAGGUAGCAUCCCUUGCAUAUGCUCGCAUACAGGGAAAAGCUGCACUCAUCGCCCACUUUCAGAAUUCAAGUUUGAUGAAUGAAGAUAAGCGUUGCCGUCCCAUCCUUUUCCAUACAGAUGGACCAAACGCAGGGGAUCAGGUACCUUUCCCAAUGGGUGCUACUGUUCGAUCAAGAGUGAAUAAAAAUCGUAACAACACCAAUGACGAAAGCUCACAAGAUGUGGGGAAUGGAGAGGCAUCUUCGAAUGGCGGGGACUCCUCUUCAGGUUCCACUAAGGAUUUCGAAUGAGAGCCCAUCUUGAUCCUUUUUGUUCGUGCUAAGUGCUAACCUUACUUUCUAGAUAACGGUAAUUAAUUGAAGCCCGCCUCAAGUUUUCUACUGUACAUUGAGGGGUGGGCGAGGGAUGAGCAGGUCAUAAAACAAAUGACAAUUAAUUUUCUGUACUGGUGCUCCUGAGGAAUGCUUCACCGAACUCAAAGGGAGGAUAUGAGGCUUCUAGUUUUUAAUGAAUUAGCUGACUGGUUUUUCCUUCCAACACAUCAAGUAUCCUGUUUUUGACCAUACAGUUAGGGAGAGCGCUGCUUGUCAUUUUCUUAAUUUUUUCCCCCCUUUUUUUAUUGACUUUUAUGUUUUGUAGAAGCCUGUAUCAAAUUCUUUUUGUUUCUCGCAUUUGCUUGACCAAGUUUUUGAACAAUUUGUAAUGUUUGUUGUUAAAAUAAGAAUAUACUAGAUUAAAAAAGAAAAAAACAAAACAAAA
Messenger RNA from Erigeron canadensis, 3706 nucleotides. Its product is annotated as protein MEI2-like 4. Gene Ontology annotation, molecular function: RNA binding. The coding region runs from base 379 to 3237 and encodes 952 amino acids. The record is from RefSeq and is a predicted model, not a curated record. The transcript is spliced from 15 exons. NCBI's taxonomy places the organism in Eukaryota, Viridiplantae, Streptophyta, Magnoliopsida, Asterales, Asteraceae.